UCCAACAAAGCCUCGACUUCCAUUUGUCAAUCCCACAAGAAGGACCACCCAGCCCCACCCACCGCCCCCAACGCCUUCCAGCAGCAGCAGGUUCCCGUCCAGGAAUCCCAACUCACAUCGUCACAAUGGUGGUCCCUACCAAAAUCAAACAGCUACACGCGAAGCAGGUCGCACAGUACGAAUCUGACGGCAUCCUUCUUCUCCAGCACCAUUUUUCCGCCGACGAGAUCCAUGUCUUGAGUCGAGCGGUUCAGGGAGAACUGGUCGGCAAAUCGGCGGACGAUGAGACGGCGGUCAGAGAGAGCGGAACACAUGUCGUCCGGAGCGUCUAUGCAUCGCACGUCGCGGGACAGCCCGUCUUCAAGACCCUCGUGGCGUUGCCCAAGCUGGCUGCCAUCGCGGCGGAGAUCCUCAAGGAUGAUGUGUAUGUCCACCAGUUCAAGAUUAACAUGAAGGCCGGCUACGAAGGUGGAGUAUGGCCAUGGCAUCAGGAUUCGGCGUAUUGGUGCACAGAAGACCUCAUGCCCACCGACAACGCCGUUAACUUCUUCAUCUACCUGGACACCGUGGACGAGUUCAACGGCGCACCGAUGUUCGUCCCCGGCAGCCGCGCCAUCCCGUUGAAGACGACCUUGGUCGAGAGCAAACAGAGGGUCCCCGGCGGCGACGCUCAAGAGAUCGAGGAAGAUGUGUCUGGGUUCGUCGCGACGAACCUCAAAUAUGAGAUAUCGAAGGCCGAUCUGUCCGUCGCGGUCGCCCAACAUGGGUUGGUGUUGGGAAGGGGCAAACCCGGAGACGUCUGGCUCAUGCACCCAUCCACGUACCACGCCUCGCCGGCCAACAUGUCUCCCUUCGACCGGCGAGUCAUCAUCGUCAGUUACAACGCCGUCAGCAACGCCCCGCCAAGCCAAGGCUGCCGGCCAUGGUACCUCAGCAGCACAGAUUUCACGCCCGUGCGAGUGUCGACGGAGCGCACCGACAUACUGCCCACGGACAUUGAGCCCGUCGCGGACAUUGAGGCGGACAUGCAGAGCGGGACAGCCCUCCUGCCGCCACCCGUCGCGAAUGGAACUGCAUCAACGGGCUGCGCGCAGACGGAGGAAGAGCGUUGAUGGGGGGUCGUAUAUAAAGCGAUUCGGAGACAGUUAUAGUUGCAUUGCAGUUUGGUGUCUGUGUGUGUAUGUGUUUUUUUUGUAGUAUCUUCCCCGCCCCUCCCUCUCUCCAUCAUUUAUUCUCCUGUGCAAGGAACAGCUUUUCCCAUACUGGGGAUGCUCUAGUACGUAGACAUUAUUCAAUAGAUUGCCGAGCGAUAUAGUG
Molecule: messenger RNA, 1317 nt
Organism: Fimicolochytrium jonesii
Lineage: Eukaryota; Fungi; Chytridiomycota; Chytridiomycetes; Spizellomycetales; Powellomycetaceae
Product: phytanoyl-CoA dioxygenase
Exons: 3
Coding region: 126-1112 (328 amino acids)
Source: RefSeq, a predicted model, not a curated record